AUGGCCGAUGAUGAAGUGAUACGUAGACAGCUUUUAAUUGAAGGAGAGAGUGGCGGAGAUGAUCGUCGAAUCAACACCCUCCUCAAGAUGUUCAUCAAAUGGUGUAAUAGUAACUCCUCAGAGGAAGAGAGGAGUGCUGAUGUAAUCUAUGUAUAUUUGGUUUGCGAGUUGAGUAUUCAAGAGGCACAUACUAAGAUAACAGCUUGCAAACAGAAAGUACAGGAGGCCAAGAGAGUCCGUAAGAACAGACAAGAGUACGACGCCCUAGCUAAAGUGAUUAAGACCCAACCGGACAGGCAAGAAACAAUGAAGAAACUAGAAGAUCUGGAUAAAGAUCCACCCUGUAACAGUAAGCAGUCUCUGCAGCAGAAGCUCGAGGACAGAAAAAAAACAGUUCCACGUUCUCAUCAGUUCUAUCCAAGAAUUACAGAGAAUUCUAGACGAGGAUGACAAAGGGCUUGAAAUUCAAAUGGAUACCACACUAGACAGCUCCAUGGAUACAAGCGUCGGUGAGAAACGGUAGCGUCAAAAGAACAUUUUUGUAAAAAGGACAAAGUCGCUUGGAUUUUGGCUACCAUCAUCACAAAUUCUUGGGACUCUGCGUGGAUGUCUUGAAGUUUGUGAAUGCAUCUUGGAGAUGUCACCACAGGAUGUUUUAUUUUUUGCGGAAUAUUGGUUGUUGUUUUGUCUGCUGACUGACCUGGAAAUUCCAAUGGACCAUGGAUUUUGGAUCACCUUAAUUUGAGUAUAAUCACCAGAAGUAAAGGCCAUUGUGACACAUGAGCCAGGGGCCGAUUUCACAAAGAGCUAAAAUUGAUUGCAACUGCAAAUCAGUCAUAGUUGCUUAGUAAAGUGUGAUGU
Asterias rubens (European starfish) is the source of this 861-nucleotide messenger RNA. Its product is annotated as THO complex subunit 7 homolog. NCBI's taxonomy places the organism in Eukaryota, Metazoa, Echinodermata, Asteroidea, Forcipulatida, Asteriidae. Gene Ontology annotation, cellular component: THO complex part of transcription export complex. The record is from RefSeq and is a predicted model, not a curated record. The transcript has 7 exons. Bases 1 to 450 code for a protein of 149 amino acids. Gene Ontology annotation, biological process: mRNA processing.